Darwinula stevensoni is the source of this 1056-nucleotide messenger RNA. Lineage: Eukaryota; Metazoa; Arthropoda; Ostracoda; Podocopida; Darwinulidae. The record is from the annotation of a GenBank genome assembly.
AUGAUGUGCGAAGAAGGUGAUCCCUACGCGCUAGAGCUCUGUGAUGGUCUUGUGGAUGAUGCCAAAUUUGUGUUGGACCCGAUCGGGAUUGCGGCUGGCCUACGUCCUAAAGAGGCGAAUCAUGGACAAAAAUCAGAUCUGUAUAGCAACAGCGUCACGAAAUUUACCCAGAAUCACGUGGAAAAUCACCAUCAGAACCGGAAGAGGAACGUUAGUGCGCUCUCCAAAUUCAGCGAUGACAGCAUGAAGGCCGUCUUCUACGCCGGCAUGUUCCUUUACGGGUUCUGGGUGUUAUGGGGGAAGGACUGGCUGUGGGACUCCAGGCUCUGCUUCGUGGACUUCCCCUUCCAUGUGAGCUUUCUGGGAUUUGGAUCUGGUUGCGAGGUGGAUUUCGGGUGUAAAGAGGAGGGCGGUGCGGACUUGCCGAAGGACAUACAUUGGUAUUUCCUUGUGGAGAUGGGCUUCUACGUCUUCCUUCUAGAGUCCGAAUGCUUCGAAAGGAAGCUGAAUAAUGUAUGGGUGGAAUUCGUUCAUCACACCCUCACGCUGGUGCUGCUCUUCUUAUCCACUUGUAUUCAUGGGCAUCGCGUCGGGUCCAUCGUCUUGCUGCUGCACAAUGCAAAUCCUGUGUUCUUUUUGGGCGAAAAGGCGAUGAAAUACCUCUCGAAGCUGAACUGGAGCGUUGCCUUCUUCACGUCGUUCGCCAUCACCUUUCUAAUCACCCGGAUCAUCCUCUUCCCGUACCUCAUCCUCUUCCCGGCCGUGUUGGAGUACUUGGACCGUAUACCGAAGACGGAGACAGGGAUGAGCGGGGGGCUUCUCAUCGUGGUCCUGCUUUUCCUCCUCUUCGUGUUCCAACUCUACCGUAUGUACCUCAUCCUGGUCGUGGUGUCGGAUCUCUUCGCUAAAGGGGACUUCAAGAGUGUAGUUGGAGGACUGAAAGGAAAAGUGGUCUAUCUGCAAGAAACAGUUUCCCAAGCCUCAGAAGGAGAAAAUCACCACCUGGCUCUGUUAAUUAAGAAGUGGUGCAUGUAUUGGAUCUUGUUGGCCUGUUGA